Molecule: messenger RNA, 1914 nt
Organism: Hydractinia symbiolongicarpus
Lineage: Eukaryota; Metazoa; Cnidaria; Hydrozoa; Anthoathecata; Hydractiniidae
Exons: 1
Coding region: 477-1901 (474 amino acids)
Source: RefSeq, a predicted model, not a curated record
AAAAAAUAUUAAAUUCUCUUUCUAAAAUCAAUUUAGCUUUUCUCUUUCGUUUCGUAUUUUUUUUUCAAAAAAUAGCGUCAGAUUUUUCUUUAAAUCUGAAUUCACUUUAAAGGUGCGUUUCUUAUUUAAAAUAUAAAACUAAAUUUCUCGGUUGAUUACCUUCCAACAUAAAAAGCUGCUAUCAAACAUUUCACGUCCCAUUACACAUGCUGUGAAGCAUAUCAAUGGCGACGAAAAAGACAUUUCUUCCGCAUAAUCUUAAUUCUGAAAUGAAGACAAGGUGUUAACCCAGCGUAAAAGAUGGUAGAACAAGCUGUGAAGAUAUGUGAAAAUAGAUUUUUAGUAAUUUGUUUAACGAACAAGUUUUCAUACCGAAUCUUGUUUGUAGGGUUGGAGCAAAAAAAUUUGUGCUUACGAAAAAUUACAUAAACAUAAAUCGAUAGCGAAGUGUUUCAUUGGAAUAUGUUUGCACCAUUAUGAAGGGAGAAGAACGAUACCCCCUGCUUCUUUUGUUGUUCUUGCCAUUCUUCGGUUGUUCUUCUAUAAACACAUUGUAUAAAUUAAAAGACAAGUUGGUUAACAAUGCAAUGCAUGAAUGGUUGUAUAAAGAUCUUUAUAGGUCCUUACCUGAGUUAGGAAUUCACUACGCCGCUGUUAACCGUUCAGUGCAUAGCCCGCACCAGUUAGCUAAUCGUAUCAAGAACGUAUUUUAUCGUGCUGUGAAUGGCGAAAACAUAACAGUAGCUGUGCUAGGGGGUUCGAUAUCUGCUGGGGCGACAUUAUAUAAGGAUAAUAACGAAGAUAAAAUAUUUUUUUACGCGUUGAAAAAAUUCUGGAACGACGUUGUGUUUCCAAUUACUGGUUCAAAGAUGUUGAUGCGAAAUAUUGCAAUUGGUGCAAUUGGAAGUGAUUUUUACUCGUAUUGUUUAGAAAAUUAUGUUCAAGGAAAUGAAACAGAUUUAGUGAUAUGGGAAUUGUCUGCCAAUGAUUACCACCGAUUUGACAACCGAGACGUUCCACCAACUUUACCUCUAGAAUUGUUAACACGAAGUAUUUUGCGAUUAGAAAAACAACCAGGUGUAAUAUACGCUCAUUUUUUUCGCGGAAAGGAUUAUAAGAAAGAAUUGGAGUGUAAUAACUUGGAAUCAGACGGAGCAAAUUAUUUAUCGAUGUAUUAUAAACUCCCCUCUGUUAGCUGGAGACAGCUAGUUUGUAGAAGACUCGUUGCAACCGAGAGGUUGAGUUUUAAAAAGCUUUUCGCUCGAGACUCAUCCCAUCCUAGUGUUCUUGGCCAUGCGCAAAUGGGGUAUCUAUUGAUUCAUUUGUUUCGUAAAAUGUUUUUGCGUGUUAUCGAUGAUAUAAUUCUUACAACGUCAGAAAAGUUUACCGAUUCAACAGAUUUAAAUUUACUUGAAAUAACCGUUGAACCGAUACCGAAACCAGUUUUUAUUAAAACACAACUUGUUGCUGAAGACUCAAUUUGUUUCACGUUUAAUUUACCCAGUAGUGGUCAAAUGCCUCAUAAUCGUAAAAAAAUGUUACGCGUAAUUCGUAACGAUGGUUUCGUCAUUUCUACCGCUCACGGUUUCUUGGUACGUAAGGACAAGACUGAAGGACUAAGAACUAAAAACCCCAACGUAGAGUUGCAUUUACAAAUAAACGUACCGAACCACGUGGAAAGCUCGUUGAAAGAUUGGAUGAUUUUAAUUGGUUCAUAUUCCAACUUUGGUGGUGCGGUAUUCUUUUUGGAUAGUAAAUACAGUCGUGUCAUCGAGACGGAGAAAUAUGCUUAUGGAAGCAUUGUAGCCGCAGUAGCCACACGUGUACAGCCUGGAAAGCACGAUCUAGUUAUAAGAUCACUCAAGAAUGGAUUUUUCUUAUCUUCAAUUAUGUUGGGAUAACAUCAGAAAAAAA